AUGGAUAUUGUUGAAACGCAAGAUCAAGCUGUGGGAACAGAAACUCCGCCACGUCGUAAGAGUAAAAGGGAAGAAAAAACUUUGGAAAAUUUAAAAAAAGCCAUGUCCAAUGGUUGCGUGCAAAAGGGGGAGAAAAAGAAAUUAGAGACCAAGAAGCUCCGAAAGAAAUUGGUAGAAAUUGAAGAACAAAAUGAAUCGCUAUCGAUAGCAGUUUCUGAAAAGAAUCAAGAAAUAGCUGAGUUAAGGAAAUCGGUAAAUUCGUUAAAUGAUGUUCUGAAUUCUGUACCAAUUGAGGAAUUGAGAUGUAAUUCAUCUAUUGCUAGCACAAAAUUAUUGGAGUUAAGUAAGAAAAAUCGUCAGCUUAGGGCUGAAUUGGAAACUACAAAAAAUCGUCUAAAUAAAAAAGAUUUACAAAUCCAAAAAAUGGAGAGAGAAUUGAAAAUGAGUGCAGAGAAAUUCCAUAAAGAUACCGAAUUACUUAAGAAAAAUAUCACACCUGUGGAGGAAUUACAAUCCAAAUAUAAUGCUUUACAGCAAAAAUUAUUUGAGACUCGUAAUCGGAAUAUGGAAUUGCAUAGUCAAUUAAAAUUAACGCAAAAAUGUUUGCAACAAGAAGUUGGCGAACACGUUAAUGUAAACAUUUUGGCCUCACAUCCGAACAGUUCAAAUUGGCGGGGACGAGCUCAACAUAUUUUACAUUUGCAGCAAAAAGUCCAAGAGUUAAAGGAGCGUUUAGAAGCCCACGAAAGCCCAGUUAAUCUUACUGCCCAAUAUUCAAAUCCUUUAAUUUCGGAAGGACAAGACGGUUCUUUAGUUUUCGAGGGAGCAGAGUCCGGAAUAGCAGGAGCAUCUAUACCGGCACCUUCGGUAUUGUCCAAUUUAAGUUUAAGCUCUUACGAACGGCCCAGCGUGCGUAAGUCCGAAAUACAGCAUCGGGCUAAAGUUGAAAGUCUCGAAAAAGAAAUUGCGAAUUUAAAAUCACAACUUGAGGAGUCUCGUGGUAAAAUUUUAGCAUUAAAAGUGCGCAAUAAAACCCUUAACGAUGAAGUGUCGCGUUUCAAAAUGAAAACCAAUUCUUUGGAAGAGCAAACCGAGUUCAAUACGACUAACAUAGCCACCAUGAAUGAUAAGUUAAAUCAACAAAAAUUUCUUUAUGAUAAACGUAUUGAGGAAUUGAACCGUGAAAUAUCCAAUGCGAUGAAACAACGAGAAGAGGCAGAACUUAAAGAGGAACACAUGCGUCAUAAGUACGAAAACCUCAAGCUUACCAUGGAGAGCAAGGAUGGUUAUAAUGAUGAAAUGAAAGCGGUGAUAAAGAAAUUGGAAACCGAUUUAAAAGCGAUUUGCGGAGGAUUUUUAUUUUCUUGCCGGGAAUUGAGAAAGGAAGAAUUCAUUACCAUAUUGGAUACAUUGGAAUCGGAGAAAAAUUAUCUUGUGCAGCAUAAUAAGACUCUGAAUGAACGCAUCGAUCAAGAGCGGCAUAAAAAUGAAAAUUUACAGGAAUUGUUGUCGAAGCAAAAGAUACGUAUCGCACGUUUGGAAGUAAAAUUACGUGAGAUGGAAAAAGAAUUUGAUUCGCAUCAAGAGCGACGCAAACGCACGCAACGUAUCCACGACUAUUCGAACAGUUUGAACGCUUUAGGUAGUACAACCUCAUUCAGUUCGAUGACAUUCGAAAAUGUUACCUUGAAUAGCGGCAAAGCGAUAUCAAAUCAUAAUUUUAAUGCAAACGAUAUAGACGACGUAAAUGAUAUAUCCGAUUUGAAAAAUCGCCUUGAAUUGGCCAAUGAAAAGAUAGCUAUGCUGAAAGAGAAGUUAGAUUAUAUUGUAGCGGAAAAGGAAAAUGAUCUGAAAACCUUCGAAGAGAUUAUCAACAAUUCGAAAAUGCUUAUUUUGGAAAGUAUUUUGGCGCAACGGUCGAGCAGUGCGACUUCCAUGGACGCGAAAAAAAAUUAA
This is a messenger RNA of Glossina fuscipes, 1956 nucleotides long. RefSeq names its product coiled-coil domain-containing protein 13-like. Bases 1 to 1956 code for a protein of 651 amino acids. The transcript is spliced from 5 exons. Lineage: Eukaryota; Metazoa; Arthropoda; Insecta; Diptera; Glossinidae. The record is from RefSeq and is a predicted model, not a curated record. Gene Ontology annotation, biological process: non-motile cilium assembly; cytoplasmic microtubule organization. Gene Ontology annotation, cellular component: centriolar satellite.